This is a messenger RNA of Ornithodoros turicata, 1312 nucleotides long. RefSeq names its product mitochondrial tRNA-specific 2-thiouridylase 1-like. Lineage: Eukaryota; Metazoa; Arthropoda; Arachnida; Ixodida; Argasidae. The transcript has 9 exons. The coding region runs from base 115 to 1266 and encodes 383 amino acids. Gene Ontology annotation, biological process: tRNA wobble position uridine thiolation. The record is from RefSeq and is a predicted model, not a curated record. Gene Ontology annotation, molecular function: sulfurtransferase activity. Gene Ontology annotation, cellular component: mitochondrion.
UGGCAUCGCGGUAGCAUCAGCAAUGGCGCCACACACUUGCUGUGCUAAACUUGUGUAAAGCAGACAUUGCUGUGUGAUGAAUUGUAAUAAUUGUGUGUGAGAUUCUACGUUGAAAUGUCACGUGCAGCAAGAAAAGUCGCAUGUGCCGUAUCUGGCGGUGUUGACAGCACCGUGGCAGCAUAUUUAUUGAAACAGAGAGGGCACGAAGUCACUGGAGUUUUCAUGAAAAACUGGGAUUCUCAAGACGACGAUGCAGAAUGUUCUCUUGAUGCAGACUUGGAAGAUGCACACUACGUCUGCAAGAAUUUAAAUAUUCCGUUUAAGGUGGUCAACUUUGUAAAGCCAUACUGGCACCAUGUAUUCAGUACCAUGCUCCUCGAGUACCAAAGUGGCAUCACUCCUAACCCAGACAUCCUUUGCAACAAAAAAAUAAAGUUUGAUGCAUUUUACAAAUACGCUAUGAAAGACCUUCGCUCAGACGCCAUUGCGACGGGACACUAUGCUAGGAUUGCGCAGCUCCCAAAUGGUGACGUUAGACUUCUGCGAGGAAUUGACACACAAAAGGACCAGACAUUCUUCCUGUCUCAAGUGGAACAAGUUCCUCUGCAGAAUGUGAUAUUCCCAGUUGGGGAACUGAAAAAGUCUGAAGUCAAGAGUAUAGCAAGUGGGAUAGGUCUGGAGAAAUUUGCAAAGAAAAGAGAGAGUACGGGCAUCUGCUUUGUUGGACGAACGGAUUUCCAAGUCUUUAUAAACAAGUACGUGGAACCACAGAGAGGAACCUUUGUCGACAUUGAUACUGGAGAGGUUGUCGGCCAUCACUUAGGUGUUCAUUGUUGGACACUGGGACAGAGAUGCAGCAUCGGAGGCAAGAAGUUUCCUUACUACGUUGCCCGUAUGUGUCCGAGCACGCACACGAUCCUGGUGGCAGCAGGAACAAAUCAUCCCGCACUUUUCUGCAGCACGUUCCACACUUCUGCUCCACAUUGGAUCUGUGACUGGCCAGUGAGACCAGGGGAGUCGUUUACCUGCCUCUUCAAGACCCAGCAUCCCGAGGAAGUGACACCCUGUACAGUCGAUCAGGACUCUGACCUCACUCUCCAUGUUAGACUUCCUGAACCGAGGCGAGCAAUAACACCAGGACAGUUUGCUGUAUUCUACAGUGAUGAGGUAUGCCUGGGGAGUGCAAAAAUUACAAAGUUGGGACCAAGCCUGCAGGAUGACAUUUCUGUCGGAAAAAUAAAUUGCAGAGAUACUUCUCUAAACUAAUUUGUGAAUAAAGGAAGUUUUCAGUUGUGAAUCAUUUGGAUCAGUA